CGCACGGCUUAUUUUUGGCACGAGUUUGAGUCCACAUGCUCAACAAAUUCCUUGUCAACAUUUUCCUCCAGUCAGUUUUUUCUUUCCAGUUUUCUUCUGAAACAAACUUAAUUAAUUAUUGAUGAGUAAAAUUAACUAAUUAACUAACUAACUUUAAGAUACUAUCUGUCAGAUAGUCGCGAACGAUGGACCAUGGUCAACAGAUGGACCACGUCGCCAUGGAAUUUGGUAAGUUAUCCGGCGAGAUAAGCGGUGACGAUGAUAAGCCUCCCCCCAAAAAAGCAAGGAAACCUCGCCCCCCAGAGGUGAAAGCGGCCAUGCUCGAAAAGCGAAAAAAGACCGUUCCCGAACUCCUCGGUCCCCUCGUGGACACGCCGGACGGGCGGAAAAUGUACGAAAAUUUUGAAAUCUCACUUGAAAAUGGGAUUUACACCUGCGUCACGUGCGGGUUUUUUACGGGGCCGCAAUACCAGCAGAAUUGGAGACGAUUACAAAUUAUUAAGAUGCACAUCAAGGCGAAACAUUCAAACGCGUAUCGAUGUCAUUUGUGCGAAAAAAAUUUUACGACGCAUAGAUUCCACCAGCUUCACCUCCAAAAAAUGCAUCCCCCCACCGAACUCGUCUCCCUCCAGCUGUGCAACCUCUGCGGAAAAUCUGUCGCCAGUCUCGACGCACAUUUCUGGAGUCACCACAAAACCCCCGAGGAAAAAGCGGAAGUCAUCCAAUCCGGAAAAGGCUUCGCGAUCUUACCCUGUCCCAAAUGUGGCAAAGAAUUCGCCGGAUUCGACAAACUCGCAGCCCACCAAACGAUGGGAUUUCGCUGCAAAGGGAACCAACUCGCCAAUUACCCGACCGGAAAUGCAAACCGGAAGUUGCCCUGUCCCACUUGCGGGAAGAUGUGCUUCCUCGUCAACCUCGCCCAGCACGAGUGGACCCAUAAAAAUGCGGCGGAAAAGGAGGAGAGUCUGCGCCUCGGGACGGCGCCCGUGGCGAGGUGUGACAUCUGCGACAAACUCGUGGUUCAUUCCGGGUUUAAGAAACAUAUGGAAAUUCAUGAGAACAAAAAACCGGAAGUGGAGGAGGGGACGCGUUUCCGGUGUGAGUGGGAAGGAUGUGAUCGCACUUUUUCGAGGGAGGGGUAUUUACUCCGGCACAAGAGAGUGGAUCAUGAAGGUGGUGGAAUUAAGGAGAAUGAAAGAGUUCGGAAAUAUGAAGAUGUCGAUUUGCUGCGAUGUCCGGACCCGGCUUGCUCCUCGCGCCGCUUUACGUCCAGAGCCCACUUGCAAGAUCACAUCGGUCGUCGCCACAAGUUCAAGGUGCGGGCGGAGCGCCCCUUCAAGUGCGACAUUUGCCAAGCGCGCUUCCUCAUCAGGAGCGACCUCACGAAACACACAAAGAACCAUCCCCCUCGGGAAGCCUUCACCCUCACGUGCCCCCACUGCCCCAUGCUCUUCGUCAAGUCACGCUUGUUAAGGAUGCACUUGACUCUGGAGCAUAGUGCGCCACACGAAGGCGCGACGGAGAGGGCGCGCCGAGUUCGGGAGAAGCAAAUAUCAGAAGCGCAAAAGCUGGGGGAUCGACCCUUCAAAUGUGCCAUCUGUCGAGCUGGCUUUUCUAUCGAACCGUAUCUCGCCCUCCAUUUAAGGAAUCACCGACCACGUGAAGAGUACACGCUCACGUGUCCCCUCUGUCCAGUCCUGUUUGCGAAGAAACAACCCUCACGGUUCCACCUGACCGUGGAACAUGGCGCCCCGAAGGAAAGCAACGCAGCGAGAAUGCGAAGAUAUCACGCGAUGAGGAAAAAGGCCAAGAUGAAGGCGGACAAUAAUUACGACGACGACGAAAGGUAUGCAAAUGACCCUGGCUGCUCAUCAACCCGGAGGGUGACCAGAUCGCGGUCAAAACGUGUCCUAAUUGAGCAUGAUCCGGACGAUGAGAUCGAAAUUAAGGAGGAAGACUGCGCCAUUCGAGAUGUCCUAUCGUCCUCUUCGGAGGGGGAGGAGAUCGACGACGACCCCGACUAUUUUGGGACAAGCGAUGAGAUCAAGUCGGAAGAUGAAGAGUCAAACUGUGACCUGGAUGACAACACGAUGACGAAGGACAACGAAGACGAAGUUGAAGAGGCGAACAGAGGCGCAGACUUGGAUGACGAAAAGGUCAAAGUUGAGCAGCACGCCGGCGACCUGGGCGAAGACACCCACACCACAAUUGAGGGUAACGACGAGAUCAAAAGGGAAAAGGAGGAGGACGACGACGGAGAAGAUGAUGAUGACAAUUUCGACCACGUGGAUGACCACGUGGACUGGAGCGAAUUCUCCUUCGACUAUGGCGACUCCUACUCCCCGUCCGCCCUGGAAAUGAGGGACCCCUUGCAACAAAAUGACACCGACGACGGGGACGAAUCCGCCUUUGGCAUAACUCCACACCCCCCAAAGACAAGAAGAAUGGGUCCCAUUGAGAAAAUUAAGGCUGCCCCUCGCCCCCCAAAAACACGUGACGAAUCGUCCCCUCCGGGAAAACAGGACACGACAACAACCUCAUUCUCAAGAAUUUCAAGUUUCAACCCGCACUCCUUCAAGUGCCCCACGUGCAACAGAUCCUUCGCCAAGGAGGUUACGCUGACCCGCCACGUGGGACGGGGCCACCCCUUCGCCUGCACCGCGCCGACGUGUUCCUCCAUCUUUGAGACCGAGAAGGCGCGGAACGUCCAUUUGAAGAGCGCCCACCCCGGCCUGACCGCGUACCAGUGCGCCAUCUGCGCAUACAAGUUUAUCCACGCCUGGGCCCUCGCGAGGCACAUGGUCAUUCGCCAUGAAACUGGGGAAAAGAAGUUUCCUUGUGACAAAUGCGGGAAGAGUUUCGCGCUCGAGGAGAAUUUACGACGCCACGUGGACCUGCACAAAGUCGAAGGGGAGAAACCCAUCGUGUGCGACGUGUGCGACUCCCGAUUCGAGGACGACGCGCGGCUGGCGCGCCAUGUCGAAACGCACGCGGUAAAGCGGUUCAGUUGUACGGAAUGUGUGACAUCUUUUGCGUGUAGUGAAGGCUUAGAGAGACACAUCCGCCUCCGUCACACGGGGGAAAAACCGGCGAAAUGUGACCUCUGUGAGGAAUCCUUCAUCGACCGGCAGGCCCUUCGGAGGCACGUGGCGCAAGUCCACGUGCAAAGCAGCCACGUGUGCGAAAUUUGCGGGAAAAGCUUCUGCUUUAUCGACGGCUUCAAGACGCACCUCAAACGACACGACGAGUCCAAGCGGCACACGUGCGAAACAUGCAGUGCAAAGUUUCUGGAUCGCGACAGAUUAACGACGCACCGGAUCCGGGAACACGGGGCGGACCCCUGGGUGUGCGAGCAGUGUGGGGCGACUUUCACCACCAUGUCGGGAUUCUACCUUCACAAGAAGUCCCACAGUGGCGAGAAACCGCACAAAUGUGAUCUUUGCGACGCCCGUUUUCUGUUGAGAAGGGUGAUGCUCGAUCACCGCCGGACGCACACGGGGGAGCGCCCCUUCUCCUGCCCGCACUGCGAGUAUGCCUCCAAAACCAAGAGAACGCUGCGCAACCACGUGGACAAGAUGCACAGGCCCGGCUACGUCGCCCCGCGCAACUUCCGGUGCGCCCAGUGUGAAAAAAGGUACCCCUCCAAUGUGGAGCUGGAGGCGCACGUGCGACAAGUGCACACGGGGGAGCGGCCCUUCGUCUGCGAGCAGGAUGGGUGUGGAAGCGCCUUUGCGCAGAAGAGGUCGCUCGUCUUGCAUUUGAGGAACACGCAUAAAAUAGGCGAGCGGAAGAGUGGGUUGAAACUGCCGAGUAGGAAAAGACCCGAGGUGCGAGAAGAAGAGGGUGGAAAUGAGUAGUGGGGGAUGAUUAUUUAGCGGAAAUUUAAUUGGGGUCUUAACUUUGAUAACAUACAUAAUAUAUGUUAUAUCUGUGUUAAAUUGUUUAACUUCAUGGAAUAAAUUGUUUCCAUCGAGAAGUAUUUGGAAUUACAAAUGUCCACAUGUUUCGUGAUUCCUUUUUAUUAUGAGGGUAUUUAUAUGUAUUGGUCCAAUUUAAGUGAUCAUAAUUUAAUCCUUUUUCAAUAUAUACUCUACUCUCCCUCCACGCAGGACUGAACUUUUAUAGAAAUUUAGAAUUCUGAGAAACUGCAUACGCCACUGUUAGGUAUAUGUAUGCCUACGUAGAUAUGCAUAUGUAAUUAGUUAUGAAUCUGUACUCACUCCAUCUUUAACUGUCUCCUAAUAAAUACUCUCCUCUGUC
Messenger RNA from Folsomia candida, 4260 nucleotides. RefSeq names its product zinc finger protein 423. The record is from RefSeq and is a predicted model, not a curated record. Gene Ontology annotation, biological process: regulation of transcription by RNA polymerase II. Gene Ontology annotation, molecular function: DNA-binding transcription factor activity, RNA polymerase II-specific; RNA polymerase II transcription regulatory region sequence-specific DNA binding. Gene Ontology annotation, cellular component: nucleus. Bases 186 to 3857 code for a protein of 1223 amino acids. The transcript is spliced from 13 exons. Lineage: Eukaryota; Metazoa; Arthropoda; Collembola; Entomobryomorpha; Isotomidae.